Papaver somniferum (opium poppy) is the source of this 1436-nucleotide messenger RNA. Its product is annotated as zerumbone synthase-like. Lineage: Eukaryota; Viridiplantae; Streptophyta; Magnoliopsida; Ranunculales; Papaveraceae. The transcript has 3 exons. The record is from RefSeq and is a predicted model, not a curated record. Bases 169 to 1056 code for a protein of 295 amino acids.
UUCUCCACUAAAAAAAGUUGUCAUAUUCUGCAGUAACAUGGGUAGGGUCCAUUCCUACCACAAAUAAAUCGUGUAUACACAGUGUUUCACUCUGAGAGAAUCCCUUAGACCUUGAUUUACAACAAAGACAAACUGAGAAAGAUCGGCAUCUCUAGGAGAAAAAAUAUUAUGUUCAGGAUUGGGACCAGAAAAUUUUCCAGCAUAAUAUCAAGAAGAUGUUGCUCAAGUUUUUUCUCCACUGAAACUAAAAGGUUAGAAGACAAGGUUGCAUUGAUCACUGGAGCAGCUAGUGGUAUUGGAAAAGCAACAGCUAAAGAAUUCAUUAACCAUGGUGCCAAGGUUGUGAUUGCAGAUAUUCAGAAACAACUUGGCCAAGAAACGGCAACAGAACUAGGGGAAAGAGCAACAUUUGUGUUCUGCGAUGUUGUUCGAGAAUCUGAUGUUUCUGCUGCAGUUGAUUUCACAGUCUCUAAAUAUGGUCGCCUUGAUAUCAUGUUCAAUAAUGCUGGAGUAUCAGGCCAAUUGUCACCAAGCAUUACAGAUCUUAACCUAACAGAAUUCGACCAUGUCAUGAGUAUUAACGUUCGGGGAGUUAUUACUGGGAUAAAACAUGCAGCGCGUGUUAUGAUCCCAAGGCGAACAGGUUCCAUUCUUUGCACUGCCAGUGUAACUGGGAUCAUGGGUGGAUUAGCACCACAUACAUACAGUAUUUCUAAAGUUGCUGUUACAGGGAUGGUGAAGUCUGUGGCAGCCGAGCUCUGCAAGUAUGGAAUCAGGGUUAAUUGCAUCUCACCUUUUGCCAUUCCGACGCCAUUUGCGAUGGAUGAUAUGGUUAAGAUUUAUCCAGGGGUUGACGCUAACCGUCUUGUGAAGGUCAUUCACGACGCUGGCGAGUUGGAAGGAGUUAACUGUGAAGCUGCUGAUAUUGCAAAAGCUGCACUUUAUCUGGCUUCUGAAGACGCUAAGUAUGUGAGCGGUCAUAAUCUGGUUGUUGAUGGUGGCUUCACCUCCUUCAAGAGUCUUACGUUCCCAUCACCUGAUCAGGUCUCGGAAUGAAACACGUGAAUAAAAUAGAGGCUUUGGCUCCUUCGCCUUUGUAUGCUGUAUGGCUUAUGAUGAUGAAAUUAUAGAUUUCCAGAGAAUUAAAAUGCAAGCACAUGAACUCAGAGCAGAAGUUAUUUUGGUCCAACAAUCUCGGUGUGAAGAUGGAGGCACCGAGUGAAUAACAGCAACUUGAGCACAAGCCAGCAUUGUAAUGGGCAUUGGUACAUAAAUGAGAACUGCAGCUACCUUUCUAGCACCAAUAUCUUUCUAUCCACAAGCUACAUAAAUAAAGUUCAGCUCAGCCAUUGAUAUAAAUCCAUAGAACUAAUAAGGGAAACAACAAAUAGCAUGUAGUUCAAACAAAACUAAAACUACUUGGCAAAGUUUGUGCA